UGUUUUUUUUUUUUUAUUUGUGUCGUAUUAUUAAACAUUUAUUUUUAAUUUUUUAACAAAUGGUUUUUUAAAGAUUAUGAAAAAAAAAAAAACAAAAUAUAUUUUUAUUAUUAUUGAUAAACUAUAGGUAUAUAUUAUUAUUAUUAUUUAUUAUUAUUAUUUUUUUAUACAUUGUAAGCUGUAUAACACCAUUUGUACAUAAAUUUAUUUGUGUUUUAGUAUGUAUAUAUAUAUAUUGUACUGUAAUGAGUUUAUCCGCAUUUGGAGUCGACAAAAUCCACACGCGAUUGUCACAUACCACUCACUGCUAAACCAUUGCACACUAUUUUUAUAAUCAACUUUCAAGACCCUAUUCAUAAGUCUCUUAUUUAUCUAUUUUUUCAUUUUAUUAUUUUGACGAUAUUAUUAUCAUUAUUUGUCUUUCUCUAUCUUUCUUUUACUCUAUUUAGACAAAAAAAAAAAAAAAAAAACUUAUUAUGUUUUCCUAAUAUACAAAAUCAGUGUGAGUCAUUGGAAGAGGGUUGAUUUUAAUAUCCGAUAGCUCUAAAUUUUUAAUUAAAAAAAAAAAGAAAAAAAAAUUGAAAUAUGACAUGAAUUUUAUUAAUAGAGUUACGUAAUGUUUAUGUGGCUUCAUAAAUGAAUUUAUAUUAUUUAAAAAAAAAAACAACAUUUGUAUAUUUUUUAAAUAAUAUAUUUUUUCUAUUGAUUAAUUUUAUGGUUUUUUUUUUUUUGUUUUUUGUUAAAUUACAGUGAUUGUUUAGUUAUGUGGCUGUGUAUGAGUGAGGGUGUUAUUAUCAACCGGUACAAUAAUGACAGAAAUAUCACCAAGGGAUUGUGGUGAAGGUCCACCAAUUAAGUUACCACAAAUAAUGGAUAAUACUGAUGUUAAUACAUUUAAAACACCCACGGACAUUGUGUCCACGGGUGUUAGUGGUAGAUUACGUCAACUUGAAAAUUUAUUUACAACUCGUCCAAUUGAAGUUGGUCGUAUGGGUCAUACAUUUUCAAUUGAAACAUUGAUUGAUGUAUUAUUAAUACUUUAUGAUGAAUGUUGUAAUUCAUCAUUGAGACGUGAAAAAACAGUAUCUGAUUUUAUUGAAUUUGUUAAACCAGUUGCAACAUGUAUUAAAAAUUUACAAUUAUCACGUGAUGAUUUUGAUAUUGUUAAAGUUAUUGGACGUGGUGCAUUUGGUGAAGUAUGUGUUGUUAAAAUGCGUGAAUCAGAUAAAGUAUUUGCAAUGAAAAUAUUAAAUAAAUGGGAAAUGCUUAAACGUGCUGAGACAGCAUGUUUUAGAGAAGAACGUGAUGUAUUAGUUUAUGGUGAUAGAAGAUGGAUUACAAAUCUUCAUUAUGCAUUUCAAGAUGAUAAUAAUCUUUAUUUAGUUAUGGAUUAUUAUUGUGGUGGUGAUUUAUUAACAUUACUUAGUAAAUUUGAAGAUAGAUUACCUGAGGAUAUGGCACGUUUUUAUAUUGCUGAAAUGAUACUUGCUGUUGCAUCAAUACAUAAUUUACGUUAUGUACAUCGUGAUAUUAAACCAGAUAAUGUAUUACUUGAUGCAAAUGGUCAUAUACGUUUAGCUGAUUUUGGAUCAUGUUUAAGAUUAUUUGAAGAUGGUACUGUACAAAGUAAUGUUGCUGUUGGUACACCAGACUAUAUAUCACCAGAAAUAUUGAGGGCAAUGGAAGAUGGACAAGGUAGAUAUGGACCAGAAUGUGAUUGGUGGUCACUUGGUGUAUGUAUGUAUGAAAUGCUUUAUGGUGAAACACCAUUUUAUGCUGAAUCUUUAGUUGAAACAUAUGGAAGAAUAAUGAAUCAUAAAAAUUCAUUUGAUUUUCCAAUUGAUGAUGGUUUUGAUGUUACUGAUUCAGCAAAAGAUUUAAUGAAAAAAUUAAUAUGUAGCUCAGAAUUUCGUCUUGGACAAAAUGGUAUUGAUGAUUUUAAAAAACAUCCAUGGUUUGAUAAUUUUAAUUGGGAUACAUUGAGAGAUAGUACAGCACCAUAUAUACCAGAAGUAUCAUCACCAACAGAUACAUCAAAUUUUGACGUUGAUGAUACAGAUGUACGUAGCUCAGAUGCAGUACCACCAUCAGCAAAUUCAGCAUUUUCAGCAUUACAUUUGCCAUUUAUUGGUUUUAGUUUUACACAAGGUAGUUGUAUAUCUGAUUUAGGUACAUUAACAGUAUCAACAUCAUCAACAACAACCACAACAACAACAAAUAAUAUAACAUGUGAAAUGGUAUUACCAUUGUCAACUAAAAAAAUGCUUGAAGAUGAAAAUAAAAAAUUACUUGAUACAAUUGAUGAUUUAAAAAAUCAAAUUGGUCAAGGUAUAUCAUCAAUAGCAACAACAACAACAGCAGCAAUAACAGCAACAGCAGCAACAACAACAACAACAUCAUCACCAGAUACAAAUAAUGCAACACGUAAAUUACAAGAUGAAAUAAAUACAUUAACUAAAAAAAAUUGUGAGCUAGAAUUACAAUUAAAAACAAUGGAAUUACCACAACGUGAAAAUCGUAAUAUUAUUGAUAAUAAUAAUAGUGAUAUAACAAAAUUAGCUGAAUUAGAAAAAUUAAUAAGAUUAUUAAAAAAUGAAAAAGAAGAAAUAAUAAAAGAAAAACAAGAUUUACAAGAAAAAUAUAAACUACAAGAUAAAGAACUCAAAGAUGCAUUAACACAAAGAAAAUUAGCAAUGGCUGAAUAUACUGAAGUUACUGAUAAAUUAUCUGAAUUACGUCAACAAAAACAAAAAUUUUCACGUCAAGUACGUGAUAAAGAAGAAGAACUUGAAGUUGUCAUGCAAAAAGUUGAUAGUUUACGUCAUGAUAUACGUAAAGCUGAAAAAUUACGUAGAGAAUUAGAAAAUAGAGUUGAAGAAGCUAUGGCUGAAACAAGUAAAGAACGUAAAUUACGUGAAAGAAGUGAAGAAUAUUGUAAACAAAUGCAAGAAGAAACUGAAAAAAUACGUCAACGUUCAGCUGUUAAUGAUGCUAGUACAAAUAAUGUAUUAGCAACACAAGAAAUAAAUAGAUUAAAAUCAGAAGUUGAAAAAUUAGAAGUACAAUAUAAUGAAAAUUUAAAUCAACAACAAUCACGUCAUAAUAUUGAAAUACGUAGUUUACAAGAACAAUUAAAUGAUUCAGAAACAAGAAAAGAAUUAUUAGAACGUGAAAUACAAUUAACAAAAGAUAAACUUGAUGCUGCUAGAUUAGAAAAUAUAACAGAUAGUGAAGAAACAAUAAAUGAAUUAAAUAGACGUCAUGAACGUGAAAAAAUAAUGCUUGCUGAAGAAAAUAAAAAAUUAAUAAUUGAAUUAAAUUCAGUAACAGAUAGUGUUAAUAGAAUACAAAAUGAAAGACGUCAAAUUGAAGAUGAAUAUGAAGAACUUAGAAAUAAAAAAGAAGCUAUUGCACAAUGGGAAGCACAAAUAACUGAAAUAAUACAAUGGGUUUCUGAUGAAAAAGAUGCACGUGGUUAUUUACAAGCACUUGCAACUAAAAUGACUGAAGAACUUGAAUUUUUAAAACAUACUGGUGGUGUUGGUGGUGUUGGUUCAACAUCAACAAUUAAUGAUAAAAAUUGGCGUAAUCGUAGAUCACAAAAACUUGAUAAAAUGGAAUUAUUAAAUCUUCAAAGUUCAUUACAAAGUGAGAUACAAGCUAAACAAGCAAUAUCCGAAGAAUUAACUAAAACAAGAUCAGACCUUAUUGCUGCACAAAAAGAACUUCGAGAUCACAGACAACGUCUUGAUUCAAUGUCACAUGAAACUAAAAGAAAAGAAUUGCAAAUCAAGGAAUUACAAUCACGUAUUGAUUCAACAGAUGGUUUCUUGGAACGUCCAACAUCGCAAAUGUCAUAUCUUGAGAGAUUUUUAAAAGAAACAGCUGGUAGUACACGUCAUGGAAGUGUCGACAGUGUUGAGGGUGAUAUUGAAGAUAACAGAGCACCAAGUAUUGCAAGUAGCAAGAGUAAUUUAUCUGAAUUGAGUAUUGAUCCAACAUCUCCAUUGUCUCAUGAAUUAUUAAAUAAAACAUCAUCAUCACACAGUCAAUCAAUUUUACAACCAAAACCAAAAUCACAUCAAUUUUUAGUAAGAACAUUUUCAGCACCAACAAAAUGUAAUCAUUGUACAUCAUUAAUGGUUGGAUUAACAAGACAAGGUGUUGUUUGUGAAGUAUGUGGUUUUGCUUGUCAUAUGCCAUGUUGUGAUAAAGUACCAGCAAUGUGUCCAGUUCCCCAUGAUAAAACUAAACGACCUUUGGGCAUUGACCCAACCAGGGGCAUUGGCACUGCAUAUGAGGGUUACGUAAAAGUACCAAAAAUGGGAGGUGUUAAAAAAGGAUGGAUACGUCAAUUCGUUGUUGUUUGUGACUUUAAAUUAUUUUUAUAUGACAUUUCACCUGAUCGUAAUGCAUUACCAUCAGUAUAUGUAUCACAAGUAUUAGACAUGAGAGACGAAGAGUUUGGUGUUAGUUCAGUACGUGAGUCUGAUGUUAUUCAUGCAACUAAAAAAGACAUUCCAUGCAUAUUCAGGAUUACAACGUCUUUACUGGAACCACCUGGUUUAAGAAAUCAUACGUUAAUGUUGGCUGAUACAGAAAGUGAAAAAACUAAAUGGGUCGUUGCAUUGAGUGAAUUACAUAGAAUAUUAAAAAGAAAUAAUCUUCCAAAUACAACGCAGAUAUUUCGUGCAAAAGAAUUGCUUGAUAAUACACUGGCAAUUGUUAAAAACGUGAUGUCAGGUUCAGUUAUUGAUCCUGAUCGUCUAGUCAUUGGUACCGAAGAGGGACUAUACUGUUUAGAUUUAGAUCGUAGUGAAAUUGCUAAAGUUGGUGAAGGAAAAAAAAUAUAUUUACUUGAAUAUAUUAUUGAAGAACAAUUAAUUGUUGUAUUAAGUGGUAAACAACGUCAUGUUAGAUUAGUACCAGUACGUGCAUUGGAUGGUGAUGAAGUUGAAUGGAUUAAAGUUGCUGAGACUAAGGGUUGUAUUACAUUGACAACUGGUGUUGUUAGACGUAAUCCACUCACUUAUUGUUUAUGUGUUGCUAUUAAAAAACAGAAUGCUUCACAUGUGAUGAUUUACGAAAUAACACGUACAAAAACAAGACACAAAAGAAUUCAUGAAUUAAUGUUACCUUGUCAUGCACAAACACUUCAAAUAUUAUCAGAGGGUCGUCUUUGCGUUGGCUAUCCAUCUGGCUUUUCAAUUUACAGUAUUCUUGGUGAUCAUCAUCCAAUUUCAUUAGUACAUCCAGAAAAUACUCUACUUGGAUUUUUAACAUAUAGUGCUGUUGAUGCAUUACGUUGUAUUGAAUUACCUCGUGGUGAAUUUUUACUAGUAUUUCAAACAUUGGCAGUUUAUGUUGAUAGUCAAGGUAGAAAAAAUAGAGAUAGAGAAAUUAUGUAUCCUGCUGUUCCAACUGCAGUCAGCUAUUGUGAAGGAUAUUUACUUGUUUAUAGUGAAACACAUGUCGAUGCAUUUGACUGUCAAAGUGGUGAUUGGCUACAGACAUUAAAUGUCAAACGUGCAAGACCAUUAAAUAACUCUGGUUCUUUAACAAGUUGUAUGAUCAAUGAUAUGCCACAUGUUAUUUAUCUUAGUAUUUUACAUCAACGGGAAUUACUUAAUUUGACACCAUUAGAUGCAAGUGGUAGACAAAUGACAAGACCAAGAAGACGUUUUUCUCUCAGGGAAGGAAAUAGAAGUGCUCGUCCAACUGACAGACGUUCAAAAAUGAUUUCAGCACCAACUAAUUUUAAUCACAUAAGUCAUAUGGGUCCUGGAAAUGGUAUACAGAUUCAACGAUUGUUGGAUUUACCAACGACCCUUGAAACUGCUGAUCAACAGCAAUAUUCAAGUCAUCACAGUAGCUCCCAUUUGCAUGGAAAUCCACAACAACAGUCACAACAACAACAGCAACAACAACAGCAACAACAACAGCAACAACAGCAGCAGCAGCAGCAGCAACAACGACAGUAUUAUGGAACACCACUUCAACCACCAAAUAAACCAGCUCCAUUACCACCAAGACAUCCACCAUCUGAUACGAGACGUUUAAGUUCUCAUAUAACAAGAAACACUGGCUACUCACCACACAAUGGUUCAACAUCAUCAAGAAGGGGACCAGCACCACCACGACCAACGGCAACUCCACCAUCAUUACCACGCACUCCAGUUGAUCAGUCAGAAUCUGAAUCAUUGCAUAUGCGUUCACAUACUCCAAUUUCACUUGGAAGUAUUGCAUCUUUACAAGAAAAGGAUAAUGCAACUGGAGGAAGUCCUAGACAUUCAAUAGCAUCAAAUAACAGUUCAAAUCCAUCAACCCCACCAAGUCCUGCCCAUGAUCAUGGAUCAUCAUCAUACGACUCAUAAAAAAAACAUAAAAAUAAUUAGAAAAUCAUCAAACAAAUGACAAAGAAUAAAAAAAAAACGGCCGGGUACUUAUUUAAUACACGAGACUUUAUUCAGGUAUGAUGAUAAAUGCGAAUGAAUAUUUUUUUUUUUUUAAAUUAAAUCAUUUUUAUAUUCCUCUUGGAUAUAAUGAUAAUAAUAGUAAUAGUAAUAAUAAUAAUGAUAAUAAUAUUAAUAAUAAUAUUAAUGGCUUUGAAAGCACCAAGUGGAUGAAAAAAAUAAUAAUAAAAAUAAUUUAAAGUACAGUUGUAUUUUUAUGGUUGUUAAUUUUGCCAUAAGUACAAAUGUACUUUAUUUAUUUAUUUAUUUAUUUAAAAUGAAUAAUAAAAAAAGAUUAUGAUAAAAAUCCGUUCAAUUGCCAAAUAACAUAUGCUAGAAUUUUACUAAAGGUAUGAGAUUUUUUUUUUUUUUUUAAUUAAUAACAAAUGUAUCUUUCUUUAAAUUUUAAAUCGUGUUUAUUUGUUUGUUUAAUUUGUUUUUUUUUUCUUUUUUUGUUGCAACUAUAUUGAUUGACUUUAUUAUAGUCGUGUUAAUUUAUUUCAAUUACGAAUCAAAGAUAGAAAGCAUUUUUAUUUUUAUUAAUAAAUUAUUAUUAAUAUUAUUAAUCAUCAAAAAAAUAUUGUGGAAUUAGUAAACGGUGGAUACUAUAUUUUAAUUUUAUUUAUUUAAUUUUUUUUUUUUAUUAGUUAAUCAAAUGAAAAAGUAUGACAUAUUAUUAAUUAUAAAAUUGUAUAUAAGAUUUUUUUUUUUUUUUGAAUUUACAUUCACGUAUAAUGUCUUGAUUAAUUUUGACAUAUUUACAUGUGUAUAUUGUGUUGUUUUUUGAAGUGAAAAUUAUGAUAAUGAAAAAUAUUUGUUUUAAUAGUGUCAUUGAUAUUCUUGUAAUAAGAAAUCUGACAAAAACAGUCAAAUUAUUUAGCAAUAAAUAUAAUUGUUAUAUAUUAUUAUAUAAUAUUAUAAUGGAUAUAUUUAUAAUCAAUUAGUCGAUUUAAUCAACUUCUAAAAUAUAAAAAUAACGAGCAGCAUAAAUAAAAAAGAAUUUAUAUUUAAAUAUAAAAAUUCAUAAUUAAUUAUUUAACUAUUAUAAAUAAAUAUAUUUCAAGGCAACUAUAUAGAAAUUAAUAAAUUAUACUAAAUGCCUUAUGAUUAAAUGAUUUAUAAAUUGACAAUUUUUUUUAUUAUACAAAAUAUGACAAAUUCAUAAAAUUCUUUGGCAUAAUAUUUAUAAUUAAACACCGAAAGUGUCAAUAUCAAAUUAAGCAUAUUAAUUUUGUUGCAAUCUCUUAUACAUAAAUUAAAUUAAUCAAGAAAAAGUCACUUGAUUAUAGCAUCGUCAAUAAUUUAUUUAAAAAAAAAAACAAAAAAAAAAAAAAUGUAAUAUUUUUAACGUAUUAUUAAAUAAAGAUAAUAAUCUUUUUUUAAAAAUUUUUAAUACAAAUGACUUGAUAAUAAUAAAUAAAUUUAAAAAAUAAUAAUUUCUAUUGAAAUGAAUCAAUUUUUUUGAAUUUGAAUAAAUAAUUAUUAUACUUUUCAUUAUUGUCAAAAAAAAAAAUAAAUUAAUUGUUUAUCAUUUUUCGUCAUAUUUAUUGUGAAAUUUUUUUAAAAAAUAAUAAUGAUGUGUGAAUUUUUUAUACUGACUAAAACUAAAUUAUAAAGGCUGUUUUUUGUAUAAUCAUGACAACUGAAAAAUUAAUAUUUUUAAUUUUAAUUAAAAAAUUAUUAUAAUAAAAAUAUAAAAUCCCAUGAAAAUGGAAAUGAAAAUCUUAGCUUCCAAUAGAAUGGUCUUUCCAUUAAAAAUAUAAAAAUUCAAUUGAAAUAUGUGAGAUGAAAAUUCAAUAAACUUAUAAAAAAAAAAAAAAAAAAAA
Messenger RNA from Aphidius gifuensis, 8278 nucleotides. It is a transcript of the gene gek, whose product is annotated as serine/threonine-protein kinase MRCK alpha. The transcript has 17 exons. Lineage: Eukaryota; Metazoa; Arthropoda; Insecta; Hymenoptera; Braconidae. The record is from RefSeq and is a predicted model, not a curated record. Bases 810 to 6374 code for a protein of 1854 amino acids. Gene Ontology annotation, biological process: actomyosin structure organization; peptidyl-threonine phosphorylation. Gene Ontology annotation, cellular component: cytoplasm; cytoskeleton. Gene Ontology annotation, molecular function: ATP binding; protein serine/threonine kinase activity.